Molecule: messenger RNA, 2099 nt
Organism: Cloeon dipterum
Lineage: Eukaryota; Metazoa; Arthropoda; Insecta; Ephemeroptera; Baetidae
Product: G-protein coupled receptor dmsr-1-like
Exons: 7
Coding region: 190-1338 (382 amino acids)
Biological process (GO): G protein-coupled receptor signaling pathway
Cellular component (GO): plasma membrane
Molecular function (GO): G protein-coupled peptide receptor activity
Source: RefSeq, a predicted model, not a curated record
GUCGGCGGCGCGCGGAUUCGGCUGAUUGGCGCCGAUAAGAUACGCGUGCGCCCGGCUGGCUGACGGUGGCGGCGCCGCCAGCGACGACGACGGCCCGCCACUCGCUUCUCAACACUCGACGCUGCACCUGAACUCGAUCGCAACGCAAGAAAACGCAGACAUGACGUUUAUGAGCCAGCCGCUGCGGGGAUGAACGCCACCCAAGAUACAGAUGAUUGCGCGUGCGGGAUGCCGCGGUGGCUGCUGCAGUCGGCGCUGGCCUACAAGCAGGUGCACGGGCCGCUGGCGGUGGCCGUGUGUCUCCUCGGCUCGGUGGCCAACUGCCUGAACCUGGUGGUGCUGCGCGAGCUGCGCGCGGCGCCCGUCAACCGCAUCCUCAGCUGGCUCGCCAUGGUCGACGUCUUCGUCAUGCUGCUCUACCUGCCCUUCGCCUACGAGGUCUACAUCGACCCUGACCGCCAUUGGCGCUCCUACCUCCCCGCCUGGGCCGCCUUCCUCCUCCUGCACAUGCAGCUCGCUCAGGUGCUACACACGGCGUCGGUGCUGCUGACGCUGCUGUUGGCGACGUGGCGGUGCCUGACGCUGGCGCAGCUGACGCCCGGACGCGGCUCUGGACGCCGUCCUAGCGACUCGGACACGCUGCUGACCGUGGCACUGGUCGGCUGCCUGGUGCUAGCGGUCGUGCUCUGCGUGCCCGCCUUCCUCUGCUUCACCCUGAGCCAGCGCUCCUCCGAUGAGUUUCCCCACACCAGGUACAUCAUCACGCUCAGCGAACUCGCACAAAGCAACGAUGGAGCGCUGUACCAUUUUCACUUUUGGUUCAACGGCUGCGUUCUGAAGCUGCUGCCAUGCAUACUGCUCUCCGCCCUGAGCCUUUGUCUCAUCAGGGCGCUCGUCAAGGCGCACCAACACUCGCAGAAACUGCUCUCCACGCCUGAGAACCUGCCAAUGAUCCAGAUCAGACUCUCCGGGGAGGAAAACUCGCGGGGAAAGCGGAUCUCGCAGCGGACGGACCGGACGACGCGCAUGCUGGUCGCUGUCACGCUGCUCUUCCUCGCCACUGAGCUGCCACAGGCAGUUCUAGGAGUACUGAGUGGGCUGAAUGGUCCGUGCUUCUUCCAGACGUGCUACCAGAUGCUGGGCGAGAUGCUGGACCUGCUGGCGCUGUUCAACGGCGCCGUCAACUUCGUGCUUUACUGCAUCAUGAGCCGGCAGUUCCGCGCCACCUUCUGCAACCUGUUCGUGCCGUGGGCGGUGGCGGCGGAGGCGGCGCCGCCUCCGGGCACCACGGCCGUGCAGGCGCCCGUCCCGUCCGAGGUCAACUCCACCGUCGUCUGAUUGUGACAGCCCAAAUAAAAAAAAAAACAGAAACAGAUACAAACAAAAAACGCGAAAGGAAACAAAGACUGAGCCGGGGGGCGGGCGGUGGCCGCUGACUGAGCCCCGGCCGCCACCCCCGCCCCCCACAUUUCUCAAGGGGUGUGGAAACCCCCUCUCUUUUAAUGUUAUAAACUGUUGACAUUUUUGCAGAUUUCUUGCAUUUAUUUUAGUUUUUAGAAAUUAGGAAAAAAUAUUCCUUGCAAGAAAUCGGUAAAAAUUUACUAUAGGAAAAUCCGGGUGUUGGAAAAUACGGCGAUAUUAUUGUAUUUUUAUUCAACCCCUUCAUGUCUACUUCCCUCUCUUUUUCUCUCUCUCUUGGCGAAUGUUCCGAUAAUAAACGAUGAAAUAAAUAUAGAAAAAAAUAAACAGUUGUAGUGUGUGCUGUCCAAAAUGAGUGUUUUAUUUCACAAUAUAACAUAUAUUUUUGGUACAAAAGAGCAGGGCGCUAUUCUGUUUUAAUGGGGUGAAAAGGCAAGCGAGCGCUGGCAUUUGCAAUUCAGAUCACAGCUCAUAAUUUACGCAAAUUCGUCGCUAUCAGCCGACAAGAUCACUCACGGGCUAAUUUCUUUCUGCUCCCAACCAGAUCGUGAUCUGCGUUUGAAAUUUCAAACAUGGUAAAAAUACUAGAAAAUAAUAAUGAAUACAAAUUACAAAUCUCCAAUCAAAACCAGGAAAUAUUUUUUAAUUAAUUAAUAAAACCUUGAAAAUGGUGAUUAAUA